AUGGCUCCUCCAGUUUGGACUCUGGUGCUGCUGCUGGGGGCUGCCUGGGGCCAGGGCCACAUGCCUGCCCCCACCCGGAAAGAGAAGCCUCCAGACUGGAAGCCCCUCACUCGCAGCUCACGGGAAAACUCCAUUCUCACCCACUGUGAUUUUGAGGAUGACUCCAGACCCCUCUGUGAUUGGAGCCAAGCGACUAAAGACGAUGGAGAUUGGACUCGAGAAAGCCAGCCCUCCCCCGCCAGCGGCACUGGGCCCCCCGGGGGGUACCCCAGUGGAGAGGGCUACUACCUGCACAUGGACUCCAGCGCCUUCCACCCGGGUGGGGUGGCCCGCCUGCGAAGCCCCCCGAUAUGGGAGCAGGGCCCCCUCUGCGUGCGCUUCGCCUACUACAUGUUUGGGCUGUCGUGGGGUGCCCAACUCAAGCUGUGGCUGGUCUCAGACACCAAGGGCAAGCACCCCAACCUGCUGUGGAAACACGUGAACACGCAAAGCCCCUCCUGGAUCCCCACCGCUGUCACGGUGCCUCUGGGCCUCGUCCUGCCCAGCCGGCUGAUAUUUGAAGGCACGUGGGGCAGCACGACUUAUCUGGACAUCGCUCUGGACGCUAUCUCUAUCCGUCGGGGCUCAUGCAAUCGGGUCUGCAUGAUGCAGACGUGCAACUUUGACACUCUGAAAGAUCUCUGUGGCUGGAGCUGGAUCUCGACGCCCUCUGGGGCCAAGUGGGUCCAGAAGAAGGGGCCGACGGGGGUGCAGGACGUGGGGCCCGAGGGAGACUUCUCUAGCCCUGGGGAUGGCUAUUACAUGCUCCUGGACCCCAAGAAUGCAAAAGCGAGUCAGAAAUCUGUCCUCCUAAGCCCCCUGAUCCAGUCCUCCGGCUGCCUGAGUCUGUCCUUUCACUACGUCCUCCGUGGCCGGUCUCCCGGUGCAGGCUUCAUGGCCUACGCAUCUGUCUUGGGCAGCAUCCGGAAACACACCAUCUUCUCAGGACAACCUGGACCCAACUGGCAGCCUGUCUCUGUCAAUUACACAGGCCAGGGACAGAUUCAGUUCACCCUGGUGGGCGUGUUUGCAAAGAUCCCAGAGCCAGCGGUGGCCGUGGAUGCAAUCAGCAUUGCUCCCUGUGGGGAGAGCUUUCCUCAGUGUGACUUUGAAGACAAGGACCACCCCUUCUGUGACUGGGUCCAGGUAUUACAGGAUGGCGGACACUGGACCCAGGGAAGUGCAAAUACGCUCAUCCACGGUACAGGUCCCUUCGGAAUCUCCCUCAGUGGAGAAAGUCACUUCGUCUACCUUGAGGCUGACAAGUUCUCCCAGGAAGGCCAGUCUUACAAACUGGUGAGCCGGCCCUUCUGUGCCCCGGGUGCCAUCUGUGUGGCGUUCGCCUACCACAUGGAUGGCCGCGGAAAGGGCACGAAGCUCAGGCUUCAGCUGGGGAGCCCUGCGGGCAGCCCCCCAAGUUCUCUCUGGGAACGAGUUGGGUCUCAGGGCCCUGACUGGCUGAACGAGUCCACGACCAUCCCUUCGGGACAUCAACAGCCUAUGCAGCUGAUGUUUGAGGUUGAGAGGGGCUCCCACGCUGCCUUCGUCGUUGCUUUGGGUUUCAUCUUCAUCAGUCAGGGGACCUGUCGAGAAACAUCCACCACCUCCAGUGAAAUAUCCCCUGUCCCCACAGAAAAACCUGUGGCCGCCACAGAAAAACCAACUGUCCCCAGUGAAACACCUCCUGUCCCCACAGAAAAGCCUGUGGUUCCCGCAGAAAAGCCCACUGUUCCCACAGAAAGACCUACAGUUCCCACAGAAAAACCCACCAUCCUCCCUGAAGAACCCACCUUCCUUCCUGAAUGGCCCUUUGUCCCUCCUGAAGGGCCCACCAUCCCCACAGAAAAGCCCACUGUCCCCACUGAAAAGACCACCACUCCCACUAAGAAGACCACCAUUCCCACAGAAAAACCCACCAUCCUCACUGAAGAACCCACCUUCCUACCUGAAUGGCCCUUUUUCCCUAGUGAAUGGCCCCCUGUCCCUACAGAAAAACCCACAAUCCCUGCUGAAAAGACCACCAUCCCCACUGAAAAAACAACCAUCCCCACAGAAAAAACAAUGGUCCCCACAGAAAAGACCACCAUUCCCACAGAAAAAACAACCAUCUCCACAGAAAAAGUCACUGUCCCCACGGAAAAGACCACCAUUCCCACAGAAAAAACCACUGUCCCCACUGAAAAGACCACCAUUCCCACAGAGAAAACCACUGUCCCCACUGAAAAGACCACCUUUCCCACAGAAAAAACCACUGUCCCCACCAAAAAGACCACCAUUCCCACUGAAAAGACCGCCAUUCCCACUGAAAAAACAACCAUCUCCAUAGAAAAAACCACUGUCCCCACUGAAAAGACCACCACUCUCACCAAAAAGACCACCAUUCCCACUGAAAAAACAACCAUCUCCACAGGAAAAAACACUGUCCCCACUGAAAAGACCACCUUUCCCACAGAAAAAACCACUGUCCCCACCAAAAAGACCACCAUUCCCACCAAAAGGACCACCAUUCCCACAGAAAAAACCACUGUCCCCACCAAAAAGACCACCAUUCCCACCAAAAGGACCACCAUUCCCACAGAAAAAACCACUGUCCCCACCAAAUAUACCACCAUUCCCACUAAAAAGACCACCAUCCCCACAGGAAAACCCGCUGUCCCCACUGAAAGGCCCACAACUCCCAUGACACCCCAGCCCAGCCCAGCUCUUGUACCCACUCAGCCGACAGUCUUCACGAUGCCAAGUACCUCCAUGACCCCUGUGACCCCGGCCACCACUACAACCCCGAGACCUACUCCUGCCAUGUGCCCCCCGAAUGCCCACUACGAACGCUGUGCCUGCCCAGCGUCCUGCCAGAGCCCCAAGCCCACCUGUGGUCUCCUUUGCAAGCCUGGCUGUGUCUGCAAUUCAGGCUUUCUGUUCAACGACUCCCGCUGCAUUAAUGCCUCUUCCUGCAAUUGCUUCUACAAUGAAAAUUACUACAAGUCAGGGACGGAGUGGUUCAGCCCCAACUGCACAGAACAUUGCCGCUGCCAGCCUGGCAGUCAGAUAGAGUGCCAGCCCUACACGUGCGGGACACACACCGUGUGUCAACUGAAGCAUGGCCAGUACGGAUGCCACCCCUACGGCACUGCCACCUGCUUCGUCUAUGGAGACCCUCAUUACUUCACCUUCGACGGGAGGUACUUUAACUUCAUGGGCAAGUGCACCUACGUCUUGGCCCAACCCUGCGGCAACUCGACAGAGCCCUUCUUCAGGGUGACGGUGAAGAACGAGGAGCGAGGACAGGAGGGCGCGUCUUGCCUGAGCAAGGUCUCCGUGACCCUGUCGGAAACCACCAUCACCCUGCUCAAGGGCCGACACACGCUGGUUGGGGGUCAGCGAGUCACCCUCCCGGCCAUACCUUCUGAAGGCGUCUUCUUGACUCCAAGCGGGCGGUUUGUGCAGCUGCAGACGGCGUUCGGUCUGCGGGUGAGAUGGGACGGUGACCAGCAGCUGUAUGUGCGUGUGCCCAGCACCUUCUCCAGCAAACUCUGCGGUUUCUGUGGCAACUAUGAUGGCGACAGUAGCAACGACAACCAGAAGCCGGAUGGCAGACCAGCACAAGAUGAGAAGGAGCUGGGUAACAGCUGGCAGACCUCGGAGGAUGAGGACCAGGCGUGCCAGGAGAAUCAAGCGUCUCUCCCAUCUUGCAAUACUGACCUGAAGAACACACUGUCGGGGCCGGAGUACUGCGGACGGCUCGCGGUCGAUUACGGAGCCUUUCAGGCCUGCCUGCCUCACCUCAAGGUCUCUUCCUUCUACGACAACUGCAUGCUUGACAUGUGCAACUUCCAGGGGCUGCAGCAGAUACUGUGUGCCCACAUGUCGGCCUUGACUGAGACCUGCCAGGAGGCCGGCUAUGCGGUGAAGCCCUGGAGGGGACCCCAGUUCUGCCCGCUGGCCUGCCCACCCAACAGCAGAUACACCCUGUGUGCCAAGCUGUGCCCUGAUACCUGCCAUUCCACGUUCUCGGGCAUGGCCUGCCAGAACCGCUGCGUGGAGGGCUGCGAGUGCAACCAGGGCUUCGUCCUCAGCGGGCUCCAGUGCGUCCCCCAGUCCGAGUGUGGCUGCCUCGACCCCACGGCCGGCUACUUCAAGAUAGGGGAGCGGUGGUUCAAGCCAGGCUGCAGACGGCUCUGCAUCUGUGAGGGCACCAACAGAACUCGCUGCGUGCCAUGGCAGUGCCAGGCCCAGGAGACGUGUGGUCGGCAGGAGGGCACCUAUGGUUGCCACCCUCAAGGGUCGGCCACCUGCACUGUCUGGGGGGACCCCCACUACCUGACAUUCGAUGGAGCCCUGCAUCACUUCAUGGGCACCUGCACCUACAUCCUCACCCGGCCUUGCUUGUUGAAGUCCCUGGAGAAUUACUUCUUUGUGAGCGCCACCAACGAGUUCCGCGGUGGAAACUUGGAGGCCUCCUACGUCAAAGCCGUCCAAGUGCAGGCCUUCGGCAUCAGAGUCUGGAUGCUCAAAGGCCGCAAGGUCAUGCUGGACGGUCACCAGGUGGCUCUGCCCCUGUGGUUUGCACACGGCCGGAUGACCGUGAGGUCCAGUGGCUCCUUUAUCCUCCUCUACACGGACUUCGGGCUUCAAGUUCGCUACGACGGGUACCACCUGGUGGAAGUGACCGCUCCCUCCUCCUAUGCCGGCCGGCUCUGUGGGAUGUGUGGGAACUACAACAACAACAGCCUGGACGAUGAUCUGCAGCCUGAUAAGAGACCUGCUGUCAACUCCGCGCGCCUGGGGGCCUCCUGGAAGCUAAAUGAGUUAUCUGAAUCUGGCUGCUUUGCUGCAGACGCCAGGCCCCCCAGGUGCCUGGAAAAGAAUGCAACUGACCCCUGGAGUAAGAACUGUGAUAUCUUAGUGAAUCCUCAGGGACCCUUCUCCAAGUGCCACAGGGUGGUGGCCCCGCAGGCCAGCUUCGCCAGUUGUGUGUAUGGCCAGUGUGGGACCACGGGUGACGCCUUCACGCUGUGCCGCUCUCUGCAGGCCUACGCGUCCUUGUGCGCCCGCGCCGGCCAGGUCCUCACCUGGCGGAACAGCACCUUCUGCCCUCUGAAGUGCCCGUCAGGCAGCAGAUACAGCCCCUGCGCUGACCCCUGCCCGGCCACCUGUCUCAGUCUGAGCACCCCAUCGUACUGCCCUUCCUCGCUGCCCUGCGCCGAGGGCUGCGAGUGUCAGAGAGGCCACAUCCUGAGCGGGACCACCUGUGUGCCCCUCGGCGAGUGUGGCUGCACCAGCCCCGGGAGCGCCUACCACCCGGUCGGGGAGAGAUGGUACACGGACAACACGUGUUCCCGGCUCUGCACCUGCUCCAUCCACAACAACAUCUCCUGCCUCCAAACCGCCUGCAAGCCUGGCCAGAUGUGCUGGCCCCGCGAUGGGCUGAUGCGGUGCCGGGGGGCAGGGAUGGGAGUGUGCCGAAUCCAGGACAGGUCCCAGUACAUAAGCUUCGAUGGCAGUUACCAUGCUGUCAGGGGCGCCUGCACUUACGUCUUGGCGAAAACGUGCCACUCCACCAUGGACCUGCCUUUCUUCAAGAUCAGUGGCAAGAAUGGGAAGCAGCAAGACCAACCCCACACUUUCUACCUCCGCACGGUCUAUGUGCAUGUCUUUAACUCCCUGGUCACCCUGAAGAAGGACCACGCACUGAUCAAUGGCACAUGGGUCCCCCUGCCCGCGACCUCCCAGAUCCGGGGGGUCAAAGUCAUUUCCAGGGACGGCUACAUGGUGCUCACCAUCAGCAUUGGGGUGGAAGUCAAGUUUGAUGGCAAUGGUUUCCUAGAGAUCGAAAUCCCCAAAGCCUAUUAUGGAAAGACCUGUGGCAUGUGUGGGAACUUCAACGGUGAGGAAGAGGAUGAACUACUGAUGCCUAAUGACGAGCUAGCCCCAGAUGACGUCACGUAUGUGGACAGUUGGCAAGAUAAGGAGAUCGACCCAAAUUGCCGAGAUGAUGACAAGAUCAAAGAAGAAUCGGAGGAGGAGCCAGAAACAGCCUGCCAGCCAGCUGACCUAGAGAGAGCCCAGGAGCAAUGCCGGGCAGUCUUUCAGACUCCGGGCUGGGCAAGGUGUGCCAGCCGCGUGAUCCUCAGUCCCUUCUUGGUCAAAUGCACCGACAGCCUCUGUGAGUUUGGAGGCCUGAGCAGCGCCCUCUGCCAGUCUCUGCAAGCCUUCUCGGCCGCCUGCCAAGCCCGGGGCAUCAGGCCUCCCAUCUGGAGAAACAGCAGCUUCUGCCCUCUGGAAUGCCCCACCCACUACGUCUACACCAACUGCUUUCCCCACUGCCCCCCGACCUGUGACAACCCGGAAGGCCGGUGCAAGGGCUCCAGUGGUCCCUCCAUCUGCCAGGAGGGCUGCGUCUGUGAGCCCGGCUACGUGCAAAAGCAGCGGCGGUGUGUGCCCAGGAGUCAGUGUGGCUGCCGGGACGCCCGGGGCAGAGACCUCCCCGAGGGUAACGCCUGGUUCUCCAGCAGCUGCUCCCAGAGGUGUACCUGCAGGGCGGGAGCCAUUCAGUGCCGGCCCUUCGCCUGCCCCGCGGGCUCCCAGUGCAAGACGGACGAGGACGGCAAAGAAAUCUGCAAACCCCACAAGUCGGAGCGAUGCACAGUUUAUGGGGACCCCACUUACCGCACGUUUGAUGGCCUCGGCUACCGUUUCCAGGGCCGCAUGACCUACUAUCUGGUCAAGACCGUGGACGUGCUCCCCAAUGGGGUGGAGCCCUUCAUCGUGGAGGGACGCAACAAGAUGUAUGCGUCUCACACCCCUGUUUUCCUGCACGAAAUCAUCGUGAUGGUCUACGGCUACACGGUCCAGCUCCAGCACGAACUGGAGCUUAUCGUCAACGGUCAGAAGGUGACCGCCCCCUAUGAGCCCGUCGACCAGCUGCGGGUCUCCCUACGAAGUGAUCGCCUGUUCGUGAUCACAGACUUUGAACUGGUGGUCAGCUUCAACGGAAAGAACAACGCAGUGAUCUCCCUGCCUGUCACUUACCGGAAGCUCGUGCUGGGCCUGUGCGGCAACUGCGACCAGAACAAGAGGAAUGACUUCAUGCUGCCCAGUGGGGCUGUCACCCAGAACCUCCUUGCUUUUGGCAACAGUUGGGAGGUAAAGAUGACCGAGGGAAGCUUCCCCCGCGUCUCAAGGGCCGUACAUGAGGAGGAGGUGAAAGAAGAAGCGGCGCUAGGCUUUCGUGGUAUGUCGGGAUGCCACCCGGAGGAGCUGCAGCUCAUCAACCGCACCCAGGCGUGUGGGGUGCUGGUGGACCCCGAGGGGCCCUUUGCUGCCUGUCACCAGACUGUGGCCCCCGAGCCCUUCCUGGAGCACUGUGUGUCUGACCUGUGUGCCGCCCGCGACCCCAAGGAGCAGGAGGAGCUGCGUUGCCAGGUCCUCAGCGGGUACGCCAUCAUCUGCCAGGAGGCGGGCGCCACCCCGGCCAGCUGGCGGGACCACACCCACUGCGCCUUGUCAUGUCCAGCCAACACGGUCUACCAGAGCUGUAUGACCCCCUGCCCGGCCUCCUGUGCCACGCUGGCAGCCCCCCGGGGCUGCACGGGCCCCUGUGUGGAGGGCUGCGCCAGCCUCCCGGGCUACGUCUACAGCGGAGCCCAGAGCCUCCCCCUGGCCCGCUGCGGCUGCACGGACAACGGCAUCUACUACCAGCAGGGUGACGGCUUCGUGAACGACGACUGCUCCCAGCGCUGCACCUGUGCGCGCACGGGGCUCCUGCUAUGUGAGCCCCUCGGCUGCGGCCCUGGGGAGGUCUGCACCUUGGGGAACCUCACUCGUGGCUGCUUCCGAGACAGCCCGUGCCUACAGAACCCCUGUCAAAAUGACGGGCGGUGCCGGGAGCAGGGAACCCACUUCACCUGUGAGUGCGAACCUGGUUACGGGGGAGACCGCUGCACGGAGCCGCGGGAUGUACCUCCCCCCAAAGAGCCAGAAGCAUCCAACUUUGCCUCCAUCCUGUUGCCAUUGCUGGUGCCCAUGGUGGUUAUAGUGCCCGCGGCAGUGACCAGAGAAUGCAUUUCCAGGAAGAAAAGGAGGAGGUGA
Messenger RNA from Cervus elaphus (red deer), 8127 nucleotides. It is a transcript of the gene ZAN, whose product is annotated as zonadhesin. Bases 1 to 8127 code for a protein of 2708 amino acids. Lineage: Eukaryota; Metazoa; Chordata; Mammalia; Artiodactyla; Cervidae. The transcript has 45 exons. Gene Ontology annotation, cellular component: membrane. The record is from RefSeq and is a predicted model, not a curated record. Gene Ontology annotation, molecular function: protein binding.